AUGCCGCUGUAUGGUCUGCCUGGCGUGCCAAGCGGCACCUGCACCGUGGCCGCGGGCGCUUCUGUGCUGCUCCGCACCUCGGGGCUGGCGCUGCUGCGAAGGACUAGACCAAGCAUCUCUGAAGAAGGGGAUGAGGACGAUGAACCAGAAGGUUGCCUUGACGAUGAAAGUGGAGGGAAUUUGCUGGGACUCCUUGGUGCUGUGCAGCUAUAUUUUGGCCUGGUGCUGGGCCAGCUGCCAUUCAUCCUUGGAGUCUCUACAGACAACGAGGGCAAGGUCGCUGCAUUGUUGGAGAACUGCCUGAUCCUCGGCUGCUGGUUGGUGGAGCGCUUCUGCCUUUCAGAUGCGCCGUUGCCAGCCAUUCAGAGCGCCAUUUGCAUAGUGAUCGGCCUUGCCUGCACCAUCAUUGAUUGGGCAGGGCCAACGCCCUAUGACGAUAUGCGCUUGGGAUUUGCCAGCCAAACAGCAGGCUGCGACGGUGGCUUCCGGUCACCCUUCGUUCUGUAUGUCAGCGCUUGGAUUACUGGGCUGGUCUUUGGCACCUUGCUGCUCUUUUUCGAGGAGGGUGCCAUCUUUUCCUGUGGCGAGAAACGGCGGUGGACAACCACUGGCCUUCCGAUUCGACAGAAAGCUUUGCCGGUGGUCUAUGGCUUGGCCACAUCAAUGUCCUGCGUCCUUUUUGCCACAGGUUCGGCCAGCAACGACAUGAGUUGGGUCACUGCCGGAGUUCUGCUUUUGGUGAUCUCAGUGGUGUGCACAUGGGAUUUUCUCUGGUGCUUGGACAUGAACCUGGCCACCUAUGGAGCCCUUUUCCAUGGAUUCGCUACGGGCUUGCGGGCCAUACAAAACCACGCAAUCUUCCGUGAUCUGCGCUGGGAUCCAGCGGAUGCUCAUGGGAUCUUGGUGGUGUACCAGUACCCCGGUCUCCAGAUCUUUAUGUUUGGGCUCUUUCUCAUGUUCUUGUCCCUCCAGUUUUACCUGUACACCUGCCACUGGAAAGAGUGGAAAAACCCAGUUUCUGACGAACCAGCUGGCUCUACACACGCCUAUGAUCUCUUAACCAUGCCUCACGAGAAGCACAAGGAGAAUAGGCGAAAUGCCUUUGAAUACAAUCUACAAGGCAGCGGUAGCCGUUGGUGGCAGUGGAUCCUGCUGCCCCUUUGCAUCACUUGCCAGAUCAUUGGCGUGCACGUCCCCUUGAUUUACACAGAGUGCGUGCUCCCAACAUUGACCUGGUUUCAUGAUGAUCCAGAUGGCUACAAGGUCUCUGAAGGAGAGUCAUACAUUGACGUCAUACGCUGGCUCUAUCAGAGGAAGUUGCCUUGCUCAGCUCUGGUUGCGGCAUACAAUGCCAUGCUGCUUCCGCCGCUGCAGUUUCUCAUGAUUUUUCUGAUUCUUCUGCAGCCGCGGUUUCUUCCAGCUGAGCUUUGCCGUUCUAUGCAGAAUUAUGUCAUGACCUUGGCACCCAUGCGCUUCACACAACCAUCCAUCAUGAUGUUGGUCGUGGGGGUAGCCAGCCUUCCCAUGGAGAAUCAGCACCCAGACAACAUACAGUAUGGUGGACACUUUACCAGUGGGUAUUGGUUCUUUUUGACCUACUGCAUCACCAACUUGAUCCUCGCAUGGUCCGUGCAGCCACCUGAGCUGCCUGACACCCACGAGGUCGCUCCCAAAAAGAUCCGACGAGAUCCAUUGCUUCAACUGGAGCUGAAGAAGCAUUGGCAGAUGGAGGAUUCCGAGGAGGAUUUCGAUGAGUCCCUGCAAGGCUCCAAGGCCUCCUUUGCUGUCACUGGUCCUUUGGCAGGAGGUGUGGCCAUUGCAACAACUUGCAUUUGGCUGGCUUUGACAAAUCCCUACCUGGAGUUCGAAUUCCGGAUAGCAGGUGUUGUGAUCCACAGAGUCACUCCAACUGUUCUGGAUCUGUGGUACAGCAUCGGCUCUGUAAACCGCUUUCUCAUGUGCUACUGCGUGGCAACGUUGAUUGUCUUCCCACUGCUUUGGCUGGUCUUGCUGUGUGUGCGCCUAGCCUCCAAGAGACCUGGGCUCGAGCCCAUGCUGCGGCCCUAUGUGAUGUGCCACAUUUGGGCAGCUUCUCUGGUGCUGAUAUACUACAUAGUGACAGCGCGGAACAAGAACGUCAUGGAGGUCUGUGCCAGCUUCCCCAGCGUGCCCAUUGCACCUGUUGCCAUAGUUUUCAUGGGCGCAGGCACCUUUGCACUGAUCCACAUGGCCAAAGCAUUGCGUCACGACCCGCCAGCCGAUACAGCGAGCAACAUGCAGCUGCCUAUUGGGGGCAAAGCACUGUGGAUGGGAGGGCCCGCCCUAACAGUACUGACGAUUGGUGGCUUGCUAUCGACUUGCGGACCUGUUCGGCCUCCCACCCUGCGUAGUCUGCAGGAUUUGAACGAACAGUUUGUUCAACUUGGGCCCAUCCUCAACGAACACCUGUACCAAGAUGUGAGCGAAUCCUUCGGUGACUGCAAAGCACUUUGGGAAUACAGAGUUGGUCAAGGAGAAGUUUCUGCUCAGAGCGUUUGGCAGAAAGAGACGUGCUCCGGCACCACUCCCUUGUUUCAGAAGGAAGUGACGAUGGGAACAGCACCGCAGAGGCAUCGCAUCAAGACGAUGGUGCUUUGGGCCAAGGGUGUCAACACCUUGGAGGUGGAGCGUGUUCGGGUCCAGCCACCACUGAACCCAUUGGUUGCCACACAAGAAUGGCACCUGAAUGCAUCGGCUGCUUUUGCUGACUUGCAUGUUUUCAUGAAGGUCUUCGUUGAUGACAAGGAGUGGUAUAGUGGCUACAUUUGCUGUAACCACCGCUUUCAUUUUGCCCUACAAGUGACUGCCCGAUGUCAACAACACAAGGGUUUCGAAGCCUUGGACAUGAAUUUGAUGCAGAUGGACCAGGUGACCUUGGCACAUGACGCCGCAGUGAUCCAUGGACCCGCCUGGGCAGCGGUGACCAGUGAUGUCGGGAGGCAAGAGAUGGUGAAACAGGUGAUGGAAGACUUCCUUUCUCUGCACACUGGUCAAGUUCUUUUGCAGAGCCUCAACCAAAAGGCAUCACAAGCCCGUCAGAUUGCUGGGGACGUACUUUCAGACGUCGUGCGCCUGAAUACAGGCCAAAUUUGUGUCACUGACCCUUGA
Messenger RNA from Cladocopium goreaui, 3147 nucleotides. NCBI's taxonomy places the organism in Eukaryota, Dinophyceae, Suessiales, Symbiodiniaceae. The record is from the annotation of a GenBank genome assembly.